This is a messenger RNA of Colletes gigas, 3025 nucleotides long. RefSeq names its product protein couch potato-like. The coding region runs from base 1217 to 2014 and encodes 265 amino acids. The record is from RefSeq and is a predicted model, not a curated record. NCBI's taxonomy places the organism in Eukaryota, Metazoa, Arthropoda, Insecta, Hymenoptera, Colletidae. Gene Ontology annotation, molecular function: mRNA binding. The transcript is spliced from 8 exons.
CUGCGUACCAGUCGUGUCGUAGUGCUUACGUAACAAUAUUAUUAUUAUUCUUACUUGCCUGGCCGAUGUGUUGUUCAUUUAAAUCGCGGUCCAUGUUUUUUCGUUUCUCUCGAUCGACUCGUCUUUCACUCGGUCUCUCGCGUUAAUCGUUCCACACGUCACACGUAAAAUCCGUCUCUACGUGCAUACACAGACAGACACGCACACAAGCAUACACGCAUAUAAACACCAAAUAUACACAAGUCCACGGUCGAAUAUAUACAACGGUCGCACGCGCCACGCUCCGACAAGAAAAAAAAAGAAAAGAAAAAACGCGCUUAACGUCUCCCGCGAAUCGCUGUUACCUGUCUACGCGCAAGUCGCGCGGAUACGUCCGGAUCGUCGGUCAAUCGUCGCCGUCGUCGUUCGCGUCCUCCUUGCCAUCGAUUAUCCGAUACGAUUAAUCGGUCAUCGACGAACCGUGACGCGUCAAGGAAGAGAGGAUCAGCAACUUACCCGCUGCAUCGGGCCUAUCCGCCAAUAGAUGAACAAGUGUCGUCAACGAGCCACCACUGUAGAGCACGUUCUCUGGGUUCGGCCUUCCUCCAUGGGCACGGUGUAUCGAUUGCUCUAAAAUAGACGCGUGGGAACACCUGCAGGCUACAUCACAUUCUACGUAUUGCUCAGACUGUCUCUCUCUCUCUGCCGCCUCCCCCCUCGCUCUCUUACUUUCUCUCUACAUUGGUCUUUCCUGUCGCCCUUGCAGCGUGUGACAGGUGCAUCGAGAACGAUAGCAGCACCGCGCUGUUGUAGGGCUGGAGGAGGUGGUGGCGGUGGAGGCGGAGGAGCAGGCGACGAAGAAGAAACGUAACAGGAAGCGGAAGAAGAAGUGAAUCUAACGAAGAGAAAGAGAAAGAGAAAGAGAAAGAGAGAGUGUGCGUGUGUGUGAGAGAGAGAGACAGACAGAGAGAGAAAGCAGGCAACGAAAGGAAGCGACAGAAGGGGAGAAAGAAGGAAAAGGUGGAGCAGGAGGAAGUGGGCGAAACGCCUGAAUUUCUCACGAGUAAAGGGUUAUCCCCACUGAUACGUCCUGGAGGCGCCUGUCGUCUUCGCCGGUACAACCAUAACGCCGCCCGCUUUAAAACGCCCGAGACGGGAUACGGUGGAUUCAUCGCCGCCACCCGCUCGAACCGCAGCACCCGGAAAUCCCGGACCAUCCAGCAAACUCGCUUGCAUCAUGGACGCGCCGCUCUCACAGAGUAUGGACUCCGUCAACACGGUGGCCACCGGCGAAGACGAGGUGCGCACCUUAUUCGUGAGCGGCCUACCGAUGGACGCCAAACCGAGGGAGCUAUAUCUGCUGUUCAGAGCAUACGAGGGGUACGAGGGUUCCCUGCUGAAAGUCACAAGUAAAAAUGGGAAAACAGCGUCGCCGGUGGGAUUCGUGACUUUCCACACGAGGGCCGGUGCGGAGGCGGCGAAGCAGGACCUGCAGCAGGGGGUUAGAUUCGAUCCUGAUAUGCCACAAACCAUACGUUUGGAAUUUGCAAAAAGUAACACAAAGGUUAGCAAACCCAAGCAACCAGCCGCUGCAGCAGCCACCUCGCACCCUGCUCUGAUGCACCCUCUAACUGGACACCUAGGGAACCCGUUCUUCCCUGGUGGUCCUGAAUUGUGGCACCAUCCACUGGCGUACUCUACCGCUGGCGAAUUACCCGGCACGCUCCAACAUGCGACGCUGGUCCAUCAGGCGUUACAUCCUCAGGUCCCCGCGCCCAUGUCUCUGCCGCAUCCUACGGCGCUGACGUCGAUACACGCCUCGCUGCCCCAUUUCUUACCCUCGCCGGCACUGGCAUCGCCGGUGGGUUCACCCUCGUCCCAGCCGAACAUAGCCGUCAGCAAUGCACCGUGUUCUACCCUCUUUGUGGCGAACCUUGGCCAAUUCGUUUCUGAGCACGAGCUCAAGGACAUCUUCAGCAGGGAUCAAAGAGAGAAGAAAACCGGCAACCUUAAGAUCGACAUCAACGGCAUGUAAGAGAACCGAGGGAAGAUCGAACGUGCUUGUACCCUGCUGAGAGAGGGGGGAGGAACCGAGGGAGGGGGAGGGGAGGGUGACGAAAACGAGAAUUCGAAUACCAGCGACGACAACCGACAAUUUCUGGAGCAGUCUGGCCACUUUCUCCGGGGAAAUCGUUGGGCGGAUGGCUCGGAGGGUCCAAGAGGAAGGCAAGAGUGUACAGAGGCGAGGGGAGGGGGGCUGGGGUAGAAGCACGUACAGACACACGCGAUACACGUACACAGAGGGGAUAUUAAAAAAAGAGAGAGAAAAAAAAAAUAAACGAGAAACGUCACGAAUUACAUGGGUGGCGAGGGGCGCGUGUCCGGCCUUGCCCCGGAAGACGAGCACCGUUUAGGGCAAAUUCUGUAAAUUCAACGGCGCGACGGCUGUUUUUAGUAUUCGCGACUCGCGGGGGGCCCAAUAAUCGCGUAUAAUGAUAAUUCCUAGGUAUAUAUAUUUUUUAACGAACUUAACUUAUCGAUUCGUAGCCGUCUAUUUACCAUUGUCUAUUUAUUUUCCACCGAGUCUGGAUUUUGCGAUCGACGACGACGAUCAACCGAGAAACGGGGGCGCGGCGAGCGACGCAACAGGAGGAAGGGGGGAGUGUGGCGAGAGUCGGCGUCGGCGUCGGCGUCGAGAUGCAUCGCGAACGUUCCCCGAUUCGCGAGCGACGCGAUUUCGACACUAACCGCGACACGAUUUCGUUUCGUACCGCGUUUAUUAUACACAUGUAAAGCAGUAAGGCACUCUUCAAGUCACACGCGCACGUCUAUAUGUAACACUUGUUCACACACGUAACCACACUCCACAGUCGCGGAACAUUCUUCUAGGAACGUCGAGCCCCGCGCCGUUCUCGAACGAAUCCGUCGCCCGGGUUUUUAAUAAGAAACGGAGACGAGGAUGCAUAUCGUGGUCGGGAUCGAGGCGGUUCAGGUUUCGUACUGCUUCGAACAAUCGAGACUGGAAACGCGCGACCGAACCCUGAAA